UCAUAAUGAGCCUUCUUGCUUUACUCAUAGGUGGGAAACUACCUCCGUAUGUUCCGAGGUUCUCUGUACAAGAGAUAUCCCUCACUCUGGAGGCGACUAGCCACUGUGGAAGAGAGGAAGAAAAUAGUUGCAUCGUCACAUGGUAAAAAAACAAAACCUAACACUAAGGAUCAUGGAUACACAACCCUGGCCACCAGCGUGACUCUGUUAAAAGCCUCAGAGGUAGAAGAGAUUCUGGACGGCAAUGACGAGAAGUACAAGGCCGUGUCCAUCAGCACGGAGCCCCCCACCUACCUCAGGGAACAGAAAGCAAAGAGGAACAGUCAGUGGGUGCCCACCCUGCCCAACAGCUCCCACCAUCUAGACGCUGUACCGUGCUCCACGACCAUCAACAGGAACCGCAUGGGCCGGGACAAGAAGAGAACCUUCCCUCUCUGCUUUGAUGACCAUGACCCAGCAGUGAUCCACGAGAAUGCGUCCCAGCCUGAGGUGCUGGUCCCCAUCCGGCUGGACAUGGAGAUUGAUGGGCAGAAGCUAAGGGAUGCCUUUACCUGGAAUAUGAAUGAGAAGCUGAUGACUCCUGAGAUGUUUUCAGAAAUCCUCUGUGAUGAUCUAGAUUUGAACCCACUGACGUUCGUGCCAGCUAUCGCCUCUGCCAUCAGACAGCAGAUUGAGUCCUAUCCCACGGACAGCAUCCUGGAGGACCAGUCAGACCAGCGUGUAAUCAUCAAGCUGAACAUCCAUGUGGGGAACAUCUCCCUGGUGGACCAGUUUGAGUGGGACAUGUCAGAGAAGGAGAACUCGCCCGAGAAGUUCGCCCUGAAGCUGUGCUCGGAACUGGGACUAGGCGGGGAGUUUGUCACCACCAUCGCCUACAGCAUUCGAGGACAGCUGAGUUGGCAUCAGAAGACCUACGCCUUCAGUGAGAACCCCCUGCCCACGGUGGAGAUUGCUAUCCGGAACACAGGGGAUGCUGACCAGUGGUGCCCGCUGCUGGAGACCCUGACGGAUGCCGAGAUGGAAAAGAAGAUCCGUGACCAGGACAGGAACACAAGGCGUAUGAGGCGUCUCGCCAACACUGCCCCAGCCUGGUAACCAGCCCAUCAGCGCUCGGCUCCCACACAGCGUUCAGAAGACCAACCUGCCUCUCCAUCUUCUGGCAAAGAGGGAGGCGAGGGGGCAGCCCAGGGCCAUCCUGAGGGGCAUGGGCAGGCGGGGAGGCCUUCCAGGUCGCCCUCCCCCAGCACAGUUUCCAUUUGCUGAGCCCUAGUCCCCACCCCCCAUCCCUGAUCAGGAAAAGGCUUCAUUUUGGUUUGUGUUUUGUUUUUGCAUAGGAGCCCCAGGAAGGGCUAGCAACACUUUUUAAAUAAAAGGCAACAGGUCGUGUUCCAUUUCUUCAAA
This is a messenger RNA of Myotis brandtii (Brandt's bat), 1401 nucleotides long. It is a transcript of the gene SMARCB1, whose product is annotated as SWI/SNF related, matrix associated, actin dependent regulator of chromatin, subfamily b, member 1. Lineage: Eukaryota; Metazoa; Chordata; Mammalia; Chiroptera; Vespertilionidae. Bases 49 to 1095 code for a protein of 348 amino acids. The transcript has 8 exons. Gene Ontology annotation, biological process: regulation of transcription by RNA polymerase II; chromatin remodeling. Gene Ontology annotation, cellular component: nuclear chromosome; nucleus. Gene Ontology annotation, molecular function: transcription coregulator activity. The record is from RefSeq and is a predicted model, not a curated record.